This is a messenger RNA of Schistosoma margrebowiei, 420 nucleotides long. The record is from the annotation of a GenBank genome assembly. NCBI's taxonomy places the organism in Eukaryota, Metazoa, Platyhelminthes, Trematoda, Strigeidida, Schistosomatidae.
AUGUCCAAUAACUCCAUUAAAAGACGAUUUUCACCAACUUCUAAGCCAAAUAAAAGGUCCAAAUCUGUAACCCCUACAACUGACGACUCAGUGCUUGACAAUGUCGAACCUUUAACUACUGAAAAAUAUGUAUAUUGUACACAAAUGUCCCUAUCGUCACCAGAUUCUCCCUGUCGCAGCCCCUCUAUCUCUACGUGCGGUAUGCCAACGGUAAGACUGGUGGACAUACAAGACACUAUACCUACGUGCAUCGAAAAGUCAGCACAGUCUACUAGACAAUAUGUGCUACCAAGGCCUAAGUCUAAAAUUUCAAAAACUAAAGAGUCCAAUGGUCCUCCUCAUACACACCAAAAUACUGAUAGAUAUAGUAAUGAAAUCCGACAGGACCUGAAGCAAACGUUGAAAAUUACCGGCCUAUAA